AUGUUGCCCUUCUUGGGCUUGUGCUUCUCGGCUGCCUUUCUGGCCCGCUGUGGCAUGUACCAGUUGACUGGAAGAGCACAGCUUGCCUGUCCCCGCAACUACGAACCCGUCUGUGGGACUGACAACAUUACCUACCCCAACGAGUGCUCCCACUGCAGAGAAAUCCUCCGUCACCGAGCCAUUGACAAGAAGCACGAUGGAAGGUGUGUUAAGCUUGACUGUACUGGCCACCUGAGAUCAAGCAGUGGUCAAGCGAUGCCCUGCACCAUGGAGUACAUGCCUGUCUGUGGCACCAACGGCGUUACCUACAGUAACAAGUGCAAGUUCUGCAAUGCUGUGGCGAAUGGACUGGACAUAGACCUGCGCAAUGUUGGACAAUGCUUCCAGGAGAUUGACUGUGGCGACAGUCAAGAGAAGGGCAGCAAUCUCAUCUGCACCGCUGACUAUAACCCACUUUGUGGCUCCGAUGGCAGAACUUAUGGAAACAAGUGCCAGUUCUGCAAUGCAGUUUCGCGGAGCCAGGGAACUCUGUUCCUCAGACACUUUGGUGAAUGCUGA
Molecule: messenger RNA, 558 nt
Organism: Antrostomus carolinensis (chuck-will's-widow)
Lineage: Eukaryota; Metazoa; Chordata; Aves; Caprimulgiformes; Caprimulgidae
Product: double-headed protease inhibitor, submandibular gland
Exons: 7
Coding region: 1-558 (185 amino acids)
Molecular function (GO): protein binding; serine-type endopeptidase inhibitor activity
Source: RefSeq, a predicted model, not a curated record